AUGACAGAAUCUUCGAGAAAGUCGGAUGUGAAAGGCGGGUUGCCAAGUUAUAAAAUAUGUGGAAAGGCUCACAAGGGCGAAUGUAAUUUCAAAGACAAACCUUGCCCUAUUUGCGGGAAGACAGGGCAUACGGCUUUGAUAUGCCCCAGAAAGGUCUCUGUUUGCUACAAGUGCAACCAACCAGGCCAUAAGAAAUCUGAAUGCCCAGAACUGGUAGGAAAGAAAGAUGUGAAGGAUACGCAAGCAGAAAUCCAGAAGUCGAAGGCAAGAUCUUUUCAUCGGACCGCGGCAGAAGCCAAGAUUGAACCCGAUGUGGUUUCAGGUACAUUUGCCGUAAACUCUAUUCCCGCACGUAUUUUGUUUGAUACGGGUGCGAGUAAUAAUAAGAGUUUUAUCGUUUGUGAUGUUUGUCAAAACUGCAAAUUGAGUAUCGAUGAUGAAGAAUACUCAAUAGACUUAAUCCCGAUGUUGAUGGGAGAAUUCCAAGUGGUUGUCGGAAUGGAUUGGUUGUCCUGA
Molecule: messenger RNA, 516 nt
Organism: Helianthus annuus (common sunflower)
Lineage: Eukaryota; Viridiplantae; Streptophyta; Magnoliopsida; Asterales; Asteraceae
Exons: 2
Coding region: 1-516 (171 amino acids)
Molecular function (GO): zinc ion binding; nucleic acid binding
Source: RefSeq, a predicted model, not a curated record